GCCAGUGAAAUUCAAUUUUUGUCCACGCCCAAAAUAUCAGUGUUUGAUGGGGCAGAGAGGAGCUGUGCGGGACGAAGUUACAGGAGCACCAUGGGGAAGUUAAUAGUAAUAGGCAUAAUUGUCGCUGUAGUUGCCGCUUUUAUCGGACAAAGAAUUGUCGACUUAAGGAGAAGAGUGCUAUUUAGCAGACCACUCGAGCAAAACCACCUUCCGAACUGUAAGGCGAUUAAAGGCCUUGACUAUGGAUCAGAGGAUAUCACCAUGCUUCCAAAUGGGCAGGCCAUCAUUAGCACAGGGUUGAAGUUUCCUGGCAUGCCAUCCUUUUCCGAUGCUCCUGGAAAGAUCUACACUCUGAAUCUGGAGGAUUCCAGGCUGAAACCAGUGGAGCUCCGCAUUGGACGAGGCUUCGAUAUUGAUUCCUUUAAUCCACAUGGAAUCAGCACUUACAUUGAUGAGAAGGAUCUUUCCAUACACUUGUUUGUUGUCAAUCAUCCUGAAGGCAAAAGCCAGGUUGAGAUCUUCCAGUUUGUAGAACAGGAGAAUUCCAUUGUGCAUCUGAAAACAAUUAAGCAUGAACUGCUGCACAGUGUGAACGACAUUGUGGCUGUGGGACCAGAGAGCUUCUAUGCGACAAAUGAUCACUACUUUGAAAAUGAAAAGUUGAAACCACUGGGAAUGCUUUUGGGGCUGGCCUGGUGCACUGUGGUUUACUACAGCCCUGAAGAGGUCAAGGUGGUGGCAGAUUAUUUCUACUCAGGCAACGGCAUUAACAUCUCCCCUGACAAGAAGAAUAUUUAUGUGUCAGAUAUACCUGACCAUGCCAUUCAUGUCUUGAAGAUACAGGAAAACAAUACCUUGGGUCAUAUAAAGGUGGUGCCUGUGGGGUCACUCUGUGACAACAUAGAUGUAGAUGGUGACACAGGUGACUUAUGGCUGGGUUGUCACCCAAAUGGUGGGAAAUUAAUGCAUUAUAAUCCUGAGGACCCCCCUGGAUCUGAGGUCAUCAAGAUUCAGGACAUCUACUCAGAGAAGCCUGUUGUGACCCAGGUAUAUGCCGAUAAUGGCAGUGUAAUUCAGGGAUCCACAGUGGCCUCAGUCUACAAAGGAAAGCUCCUGAUUGGCUCAAUCUUUCACAAGGCUCUGUGCUGUGAUCUGAAGUAAAUGCUUAAAUCUGAAGUAAAUGAGUGUGUAAAUGCAAAGCCUUUCAUGAUAAAACACUGAAUGAAUCACUGGUGUCACUAAAUUUAAUCUCACUUUUUGCCAUGAGAAAGACUUUUAUUCAAACCAACUGCGUUUUAAAUUAAAAGGAAUUUUUUCACAAAAUUAAGUCUGGCAGUUUCAGAAAUAAACAAAAAUGUAAGAAAUUGACAAAUAACAUCUGAUGGAAUUCAUUACACUGGGUUAAAGACAAAGCACAUGCUAGUUAGAGUGAAUAGACACCUCAACCUAAGCUUCUUAGUUGUUGACUGGACUUAACUGAAGCACCCCCUUUUCUUGGUGUGUGCUGAAAAAGUCAAAGCAGGCCUUUAACAGAAUAGACUGGCAACUCUGUUCAGCAGACUAGAUGUUGACCUAUCAUCUAUGUUUUGUUCCAGCCCUUGAUUUCAUGCCUCCUGCGUUUUUUCAUGGUUGAAGAAACUGAACGAAUAGCUUGGCAUGCAGCUGUAGAAUCUAUUGGCUUUGCUCAGAGGAUUGUUACUGGGUUUUUAAUGAGCGGUCUUGUGAUUUUGUAAGGUCACCUCUAUGUCUGUUCUGAGCCUCAGUCAGUGCCACUUUAAUUUUUCUGAAUAUUUGUCUGUGCAAUCAGUUACUUUCUAAUAACAGAACAAAAUGUGAAACCAUGGCACUACAAACUGGAAUAAACU
Molecule: messenger RNA, 1865 nt
Organism: Megalops cyprinoides (Indo-Pacific tarpon)
Lineage: Eukaryota; Metazoa; Chordata; Actinopteri; Elopiformes; Megalopidae
Product: serum paraoxonase/arylesterase 2-like
Exons: 9
Coding region: 91-1161 (356 amino acids)
Molecular function (GO): arylesterase activity
Source: RefSeq, a predicted model, not a curated record